Molecule: messenger RNA, 1875 nt
Organism: Pecten maximus
Lineage: Eukaryota; Metazoa; Mollusca; Bivalvia; Pectinida; Pectinidae
Product: transcription initiation factor TFIID subunit 8-like
Exons: 6
Coding region: 125-934 (269 amino acids)
Biological process (GO): transcription initiation at RNA polymerase II promoter
Cellular component (GO): transcription factor TFIID complex
Molecular function (GO): protein heterodimerization activity
Source: RefSeq, a predicted model, not a curated record
GUAUUAUUCAAGAUGGCGUCGCCCAUUGAAUGCGAUGUGUGGUCAGAUGACUAGUAUACUUUUAUGAGAUUAUCUAUGAUUUGAUACAUUUUAUGGAUAAGGAUUGAUCAGAGACAGCAAAAGGAUGGCAUCGAGUAUAGAUCCACGAGAUAUUUCUCGCCGAAAAGCCCUCAAAGUAGCGGUUUCCGCUCUCGUUUAUGAAGUCGGCUAUGAAAAAGCUGAAGAAUCUGUUCUGGAAACACUUACAGAAAUGCUGCAGAGUUUUUUAACAGAACUGGGACGCGGUUGCAGAAGUUAUGCAGAGUUGGCCGGAAGAUCUGAAGGCAUGAUGACAGAUGUCUUCAUGGCACUAGUGGAUAUGGGUCAGAAUGUGCAAUCCAUACAGUCACAUGCUCGUCGGCUUACCAAGAGUGUCUUUUUGCCACCGGCUCAUACUGCUGCCCCACCCACCCUGAAGACACUACAAGUUGGGGACAGGCCCUCGCAUCCUUCACACAUUCCUGACCAUUUACCGGCCUUCCCAGACUCCCACACCUAUAUCAGAACACUGACAAACAAAGCUCCAGUAACAGAGUACCAGUUGGUGCGUGAAAAGGCUGCCUCACAGAAGCGUGAUAUUGAGCGAGCUUUGACACGAUUUAUUGCCAAAACAGGCGAGACACAGAUGUUGUUUCCAGACAGUACAGAAGCAUAUCCUUUGAUUGCUGUCAAGUCCAGUCCCCUUCCGUAUCUAGAUGCUCUGUUGUGUAAGGAGCAAGACCUCGAGGACCAGGAAUCAACCCAUGGUGAAGAUGAGAAAAAGGUCAAAGAUCAGGAUAUAGGCCAACAGAAUGGAGGUCAAGGUGACACUCAGGAUGCAGAAUCUAUUGACAAUCCAUAUAUACGACCAGUCAAACUCUCUAGGAUAAAGAAGAAAAUCAAAAUGGCCAGCUGAUUAAAUGAACAUUUAUGAUGAAAAUUUAAUUAGUGGAUAUUGAUGUUGAAUCAGUGUAUGUGUACUCCAGGAUGUGUUUGAUAGGCCAACAUUAGCACAUAUGUACAUGUAUAGAGCUGUCUUAAGUCAGACAGAGGAGAUUUUCUUCCAGACAAAAUCAGGCAGAUAAUACAUGUACCUGGGUAAACAUGCUUUUCUCCAAACAUGAGUGAGGCACUGCCGUUCCUUGUUGGACAGAAGAUAACAUGAUUAUUUUCUCCCAAACAUUUGGUUGAGAUAGACUGUCAGGCAGACAAUUUUAAUUGCUACUCCAUGGUAGACAGGCAAUAAGUAUGAUGAGAUAUUUUUCUCUCAACAUAUGGGAGAGAUGUAUAUUGUCCUGUGUAAACAAGAAAUAUUUUUCUGUUCAGUAUUGGACACAUGGGAAUUUUCCCCUCCAACAUGUUGAUAGGAUAUACAUAUGUAUAGUCUCAUGUAAGGCAGACUGAUGUAUACGAGGUCUGUUCUCCUGACGCGUGCGAGAUACAUUGUAAUAUAUUUAUACCCCAAGUCAGACAGGGGACACAAAUUUAAUCCCUCCCAACAUAUGGAUAUUAAGAUACAUAUUUUCUGUUCCAUGUAAAACACAGUUGCCAAGCUUGGGUACAAGGCAUAACUAGUAUUUUCUCCAACCAUGGACAGAGUCGUCCUCCAUUAGUUUGAUGGUGCAAGAUUUUCUGUCUUGCCCUUUAGUGAAGACAAACUGCUACUGAUAUGUUGUAAGAACUAGUCUGCCGCUCAGUAUAAAGUAUGAAUAUAUUUACAUUGACUAUGAAUUAGUGUAAAAAACAGAUGAAGGUGCUCAGAUUAACUAAGAAAAAAAAAGGAAUGCUGUGUUUUCAAUUGUUGCAAAAGGAUUACAUAUCCUCAAAUAAACAUACCCUUCAGAACUGAUAGCUGUU